AAUGAAUAUAAGUUACUUUGACCUUACUCAAAAAGAUUUUUGAAAACUGUUUUUUUCAUUUUCGUGAUUUCGUUUAGUUACAUCUUGUUGCACUAAAAGUUCAAUUUAUUUUCCAAAAUGGCAUCUACAAAAUUUACAACGAUUGUAAGUAUAAUAUAUUAUUAUUAAUAUUGUUUCUGUUGAUUUAUAUUGACGGUUGUCAAUGUUCUAGGCGAGAUCUUUUUCAGCCGCAGCUCAAGGAAUGAUCAAAGUGAGUUCAUUAUUUAUCAUUUCAACCAACAGUGAAUUUGUAUUUAUAUUAUGUUAUGUCUUUGUUUAUUGUAUAUAGCCUCCGAUUCAAGUGUUUGGAAUUGAAGGGCGUUAUGCCACAGCUUUGUUUUCGGCUGGUAGCAAACAAAAUCAAUUGGAAGCCAUUGAAAAAGAUUUAGUCAAAUUUCAAGUUAAUAGUUAUUUUAUCUCUAGUUAGAUAUAUAUAUAUUAAACAAAUAUUAUUUUUUUAUAGACUGCAUUAAAAUCAGAUGGAAUCCUCAAGGAAUUUGUUGAAAACCCAAUAAACAAAAGGUCAUUAAAGGCUAAUACUUUACAAUUGGCAGCAAAGAAACUUGCAUUGUCUGCACCAACGUCCAACUUUUUGGGUAUGUUUAAUUCAUGUAGUUUGCUAAUGGUAAUAUGGUAUAUUAGUAUGAUAAUGUGAAAGAUUAAAUAUUACACCAUUAAUAUUUUGUAGUUACUAUAGUUAAUUAUCUUAACAUACUUAUAGCCAUACUAUACAAUUAGUAUUCUUUAAAAUAUUUUAUAAACUAAAACAUUAAUAUACCUACUUAUAUUUUGAAUGAAAAUUCUUUAUGAUAAUGUAUAUGAUAUUUAAACUUAAAACUAAUCAUAAAAAUUGUAAUUGUUUAACUUAAAAUAUUUAUUCAAUUAACCUGUAUUCAAAAAUUUGUUUUUGUCUAAAUACUAAUUUAUACAAGUUGAUUCUUUUUUCAUCUAUCAGCAAUUUUCUCAGAGAAUUUUAAAUAGAUUUUAUGUCAUGUUUUUUUAAUCAUGAAAUUGUUUAAGCUCUAUUUUAAAUUUGUUGUCCUUACUCCUUAUGCCUGAUCAAAUUUUUUAAUAUAGAAAUUAGUAGUAUACUAUUUUAAAAAUAUAUCUUAUUGUCUGAGACUUCUCGUGUACAGUUUACAUGUCUGUAUAAUUUGAGUGAUUUGUGUGUAUAUCACUAUUUUGAUUUGAAUAAGUCCUACCAGAAACCUCUAUUCACAAAGCUUUUUAACCAUUCAAAACCUUCCUGGGAAUAUCCCAUUUUGGUCCUUAAUUCAUCCCUUUAACGUCCCUCGCCAUUGGGAAGCAUUUUGACCUUAAGGUCACAUACCCCAUUUUUUCCCUUGCUGUUGAAAAGCAUGUCUGAUGCCCCACACUGCUUUUCUUGUGUUAGUAUUAAAUGAAAACAUUUAUUUUUGUAGUUUUUUAAAACACGUUUCCCCAGCAUUCCCAAUUCUUAUCCUUAUCUGCCAAAUCACAGUUAACUGUUGUUGCUCAUUAUAUAUAAAAUAUAAUAGUUUCCUUCGCGAUAACCAAAUUUCAUGUCACCAAGGUAAACUAUAAAUCAACAAAUUAAAUUAAAUUUUAAUUCCAAAAAUCCUAUGGCAGCUAUCCUUUGGGGAGUGUAAUCUUCGAGUUUCUUAUUUCAGUUUUAUUGGUUGUUCAUUAAUACUUAGUCAGAACAAAACCGCUUAAAUAUAUAUUUAUAUAUAUAUAUAUAUAUAUAGAUUUUAUUUCAUUUUUUUAAAAUGUCUGUUAAUGUGUUUAGGCUUGUUGGCUGAAAAUGGAAGAAUUAAAAACCUAAAUUCAAUCAUUAACAGCUUUAAAAUCAUUAUGGCUGCCCACCGAGGAGACUUGUCAUGUGUAGUAACCACUGCAAAAGUAAUUUAUUUAAUUUAGUUUAUAUACGUUUAAGAUAUUAUGUGCAUAAUUAAUUGGAAUUUACUUUAUACAUUUUUAAAGGAAAUGUGAAUUGGUUAAUAAAAAUAAUUGACUAAAAAAAUAAAUAAAAACAUGUCAUGGUCAUGAAUAUACUAUAAAUUUAAAUUGGUUUACAGCCUUUGGAUUCAGCUGAUCUACAGGAGCUUAAAAAGACACUGCAAGCAUUUGCCAAGAAAGGGGAGACUAUUAAGAUUGAAUUGAAAGUUGAUCCAACCAUAAUUGGUGGAAUUGUUGUCAGCAUCGGUGACAAAUAUGUUGAUAUGAGUGUUGCUACAAAAAUUAAGAAAUAUACUGAAAUCAUUCAAGAUGCUGUUUAAAUUUGUACAUCAAAUUACUAGUCUGGUACCGGUUAUUUUCUUAUAGAAUAAAAUUGAAUAUGUUUAGAAUGUACUCGUUUUAUAAUUACAAAACUUGUUAUUUAAUAACAAAUAAACAUAAUUAAAUGUUU
Molecule: messenger RNA, 2428 nt
Organism: Cinara cedri
Lineage: Eukaryota; Metazoa; Arthropoda; Insecta; Hemiptera; Aphididae
Source: the annotation of a GenBank genome assembly